AAAAGGCAUCUGAUACAACCAAUUUGAGUCAUAUUUUUUUUCAAUGGAAAAGAAGGUGCGUUCACUUGAGUUUCUUUAAUGAACAUUGUCAGAAAAAUCAUCUGGGUCGGUGUUAGGGCUGUUAAAUGCCCUCUGCUCCCUUGGAGCUAUUAAAUACCAAUUAUUAAUAUUUGUAUUUAAUCUUAGCUUACAUCUGAGGCUCCUGAAGCCCUCAAGAAACGUUUCUCUUUGUGGCAGCGACAUGUUAGUGCUGACUGGUACCCUUGUCUUGAGAGGCCCCAUCUAAGCUGGUCAUGUUGGGUGUUGUCCAAGAGCUCAGGCAGGUCCUGCCUCAAGCUGCUGAAGGCAGUAGGUUGACCCAGUGUGUGUGGGGAACCAGGCACGCGGACGAAAAACAGGCAGCUCAAGGCCACACGGUGGGGAUGGGCCCUGGCUUUUUCCACCUUGGAGCCACGGGGGUCUGCAGUGCUGAGUACCCCAGUUGGAUCCCAGUUGGAUCCCAGAGCAUCCCGUGUCCUCACACCGAUUCCUUUGACAACCUCAUGUGAUACUCUGAUGCUUUACUGUAUCUAUAAAACCUCCUGCAUCUUUGAUAAACUCUCAGACCUAAUUGCUAGUGUAUCCAUAGGUAAGACUUCUUAGUUAAAAUACCUGUUUUCUCUUUGAUGUUUGUUCAGGGCUUCACUAAUUAAUAUUAAUGCGGUUUUUUCUCUCAGUCCCAACUGUCCACCGCAGUCAUUGGGAUUUAUAUUGUCUUUACCUCCUGGACUCAGAUCUGAGUUCCAUUUUAGGAACUACUGAGCUUGUAAUGCAUACAGGCUCCAAAACAUGCGACCCUUUCAGUCUUCACUGGUGUUCAUUGUCUUUAUUUUGCCUUUUGUUUUUUUUUUACAAGCUGAAUCUGAUGCUCAGAAAGUGAGCUGUCUCCAACUGCCAAGAUGGUAAUAAACGUCUGUCUCCCACAGUUCAAGCCUAGAAUUCACUGCAACAAGAUUUCUGCUGAUGGUUACGAAGUGGAGAAUCUGAUCUCCGAAGACCUGGCCAGGAGAAAUCGUGGUUUCCGUAGCGAGUACUUUAUCAAAUCUCCAGUCCAUGUCACCAUCUCUUUUCCUUUCAACAUUGAGAUCUGCAGGAUUAAUAUCGAUGUCUCAUCUGGGGGAUACCAAACCUUCUCUGGGCUCGAAGUUUACACCUCUACCUCAUGCAAUAAGACCUCUUGGCAGAGCCCUGAGGGUCAGUUCUCAGGUCUGGCCGGUCAGCCUGUGUCAGACAAAGACACUUUCACACUGGUGGGUAAAGCUGUCUUGAAAAAUCAAAGCAAAGUGACAUUCGGCCACAGAGGCUUCAAGCCGAGGCCUCCCUUCCAUCAGAUGGAAAAUGUCUUCUCCUACCCUGGCUCUGCAUCUCAAGACCUCUGGAACAAAGGGCCUGCCUCCCUGAGCAAUGUGUCGCACUUAAAGAUCUGCAUCACCCACGUGGCCGGAGGCGGCCUGCCUUGCAUUAAGAGGCUGGAGGUGUGGGCACAGCCUGCCAAAUCGUGCCCACAGGAGGUGAUUGAGGGUGUCUUUCAGGUGGCCUCCCAGUUCUUCACCCAGGACGUUGGCAGCCUCAAGCCUGAACUCUGGACACCGAUGGAGAGCGACUGCGUGCCCUUCAGUGCCAAUGACAGCGAGCAGCAGACCCUGCACAAGCUGGUGGAUGUUGUCCAAGACAUCCCCGAAGAAUUCCUGGACCCCAUCACUCUGGAGAUAAUGACCUUCCCCAUGCUCCUGCCCUCCGGCAAGGUGAUCGACCAGACUACCCUGGAAAAAUGCAACCGGAGUGAGGCGUCUUGGGGCAGGGUACCCAGCGAUCCUUUCACUGGGGUGGCCUUCAGCCAGCACUCACAGCCCCUACCUCACCCUACCCUCAAGGCCAGGAUAGACCACUUCCUCUUACAGCACAGCAUCCCUGGCACCAACCUGCUCGGGAGGGCUCACGCCUCAGAAAUGCUCGUACCUUCUUCCAUAACAAUGUCUUCUCUGAAAAGGAAAAUGGACUGUAUGGAUCAGAGCUCUGUGCAGCCUCCCUAUUUUUCUUCUACAAACUUACUUGUCACGUCUACCUCAGAGAACAGUGCUAAAAAAAUGAAAACUGACAAUGACUCGCAUUUGAUCCACAUGGACUGUUCGACAGAUCUGGUCUCUCACGAGCAAAAGCUGUCGGAGAGUUUGGACACUGCCUUGAACUCGGCGCUCAGCUCCAUGCCCUCGUUUACGGCCAAGCUGAUGAGGAGCCAGCAGCAGGCACAGAGCGAGGGGGGCUGCAGCAGCUCCUGGAGCGUGGGCACCGGCCUCGAGCAGGGCAGGAGCAGCCAGACGCAAGGAUGCGCUUCCUGCGGCAAAACCUUCUCCUCUUAUUUCAAAACGGAGCCCGUGUACCAGCUUUCCUGCGGCCACCUCAUGUGCCGCCCCUGCUUGGCCGAGAAGCAGAAGUCCCUGUCGUCCAUACUGUGCGGGAGCUGUAAGAGGGCGGCCACCACGCAGGACAUCAGGAGGGUGCACUUCUGAGACCUCGGCUGCCGCAGCCUGCCGGGAGGAGGAGGAGAAGGAGCCGCUGCUGUUCCCCGUGUCCGUAUCCAUCCGUAGGAGGACGAAGGCCUUUGGAGAGCUUGCCAGAUGAGCACCCGUAAGGGCGGAGAGGACUUGGUCUUCUUGUGCUUACAGAGUAGUGGGGGGUGGGGGGGUUAGAGCAUCGCGCCAGAGCAGAGCGAUCUAAGGAUAAUAAAAGCCAUAGCUUCUUUAACAAGGAAUAUGUAUUUAUACUGAACUGAUUUCCACCUGUCGCCCCCCUGCCCUCUUACCACCAUCCCAGUGGCUCCGUGGUUUAGCAUAGGUGCCUUUUGGACUGUGAGUUUAGCUUCCCUGUGAGUUAAAACCAUUUACAUAUUUGACGAGCAGCCAUUCGGCCGUGGACCAGGCGAAGUCCCUGUGAUGGAGAACAUGCAAAGCUACCUGACGUCUGCCCUUCCCCGCCUCACUCCCCUGCUCCCCGCGGUGCCCUGGCCGUGCUGCAGGAGCACCUCCUUCAUCCCAGAGUCCAGCGAGUCACGAAGAGAGGCCGUGGUCAGUGCGUGAGUAACCGGCAGCCAUCGCAUCCUGCUCCUACGGGCUCCCGCAGAAAAGCCAUCGCGUUACACCAAACGUCACUCUCGGGUUGUGUUGUGUGACUGGACCAGCUCCCGUCUGGCUGAUAGACAUUUAAGCCUUAAUAAAAUUAUGUUUAAAGUCGGGUUCUCUUUCUGA
Messenger RNA from Calidris pugnax (ruff), 3284 nucleotides. It is a transcript of the gene UBOX5, whose product is annotated as U-box domain containing 5. Bases 939 to 2549 code for a protein of 536 amino acids. Gene Ontology annotation, cellular component: nucleus. Gene Ontology annotation, molecular function: ubiquitin-ubiquitin ligase activity; ubiquitin protein ligase binding. The transcript is spliced from 4 exons. Gene Ontology annotation, biological process: protein polyubiquitination. Lineage: Eukaryota; Metazoa; Chordata; Aves; Charadriiformes; Scolopacidae. The record is from RefSeq and is a predicted model, not a curated record.